AUGAAAAAUGGCGAGAAAAUUCUCGAGAUUUCCAGAAAGCAGCUACACAAAGAUGAAUUGGAUGCCGUGGCGAAAAUGGCAACAUUCUGGAAUAUUCCCAUAGUUGGUUACAUGGCUUCAUCGAAUGCAUUUGCUGACAAAUCCAUCUAUACAACACUGGCUAGAGUAUCGCUGAGAACGACAAAUUCGCUAGCCGAAGCAGUCGCUGCUAUUCUCAACCACUACAAAUGGAGAAGG
Messenger RNA from Ostertagia ostertagi, 237 nucleotides. Lineage: Eukaryota; Metazoa; Nematoda; Chromadorea; Rhabditida; Trichostrongylidae. The record is from the annotation of a GenBank genome assembly.